Messenger RNA from Vicia villosa (hairy vetch), 2244 nucleotides. RefSeq lists its product as uncharacterized. The record is from RefSeq and is a predicted model, not a curated record. Bases 1 to 2244 code for a protein of 747 amino acids. Gene Ontology annotation, molecular function: aspartic-type endopeptidase activity. NCBI's taxonomy places the organism in Eukaryota, Viridiplantae, Streptophyta, Magnoliopsida, Fabales, Fabaceae. Gene Ontology annotation, biological process: proteolysis. The transcript is spliced from 7 exons.
AUGGUAGAGAUGAGAGCUCAACUGACAGAGCAGAUGAAUGCGCAGAUGGUGCAGUUUAUGGAAGCAUUGACUAAUGUGACCAAGGGGCAGGAUGACUUGCGAGUUCUUGUCGAGAACUCCAGAAGGAAUGAGAAUGGAGGGCAUCCAGGGCUGUUUGACGAUGUGUCUGGUAGAAUUGACGAUCAUCAUGAUCCGAAUGAGUUUGAUCACGUAUCAAGGCAUAGUGCUGAGGGUGCACAUGAUGAAGUUGAGAGGUAUCGUCUGAUUGAAGAACGUCUCAGAGCUGUUGAAGGCAAAGGGGUGUUAGGCAUGGAUAUCAAUGACUUGGGGUUGGUUCCCGGUGUGAGGAUCCCACCAAAAUUCAAAGAUAGCUUGGCUGGGGCUUCCUUGGAGUGGUAUGUUCAACUCGAACGCACUCAUAUUCAUUCUUGGAGAGAUCUUGUGGAGGCUUUCAUUAAGCACUAUCAGUACAAUGUUGACAUGGCGCCCAAUAGAACUCAGUUGCAGAGUUUGGUUCAAGGAUCUAAAGAAUCUUUCAAGGAGUACGCUCAGAAAUGGCGUGAGUUAGCUGCAAGAGUUCAGCCACCGAUGACUGAACGUGAGAUGAUUGACAUGUUCACCAGUACCUUGUCUGGACACUAUUAUUUGGCUUGCAGUGCUUCAGCUAACUUUUCUGAAAUGGUUAAUGCUGUCAUGAUCCCAGUACCACAACAACAACAACAGCAGGGACAACGUUCCAGUAAUGAUCGCUAUCCUCCCAGGACUAGGCCUCACAGAAAGAUUGAUCCGAUUCCUAUGACCUAUGCUCAAGUGCUACAACAUUUGCUCAAAAUUGAAAAGAUUACUUUGAGAGAUGCUCCGAAUGCUCCAGACACACAAUCUCCGAAUUACAAUGCAAACGCACGAUGUGCUUUCCACUCAGGUGCCGCUGGCCAUGAUACAGAGAGGUGCAUUGCAUUGAAGAACAAAGUCCAGGACUUGUUGGAUCAAAAGAUAAUCCAAUUCACUCCUACACCCAAUAUUGUCAAUAAUCCGAUGCCUGCUCACGGAGGUUCGGGUGUGAAUGCCAUUGAGAGUGAAGAGAUAAAAGUUGUAUCUGAAGUGAGCUGUUUGACCUUCCCUCUUGUGUCUGUAAAGCAACAUCUGGUCAAUAGUGGCAUCUUCCCAGGCUGUGAAGUUGAUUGUGAGAAUUGCAAAAGUCAACCCGAAGGUUGUGAUGAUUUGAAAAGUAUGGUACAAAAGCUGAUUGAUGAGGGUCCUCUUCAGUUCUAUCGAAGGUUGAGAGGUGCGAAGAGUAAGGAUGGUGAAGUGUCUGUGAUCUCAAUUCCUUAUGAUUCAGUUGUUCCAAUAUGUAUCCAAGUGCCUAUUCAGAUACCUGUCAGUAUUCCAUAUGAGGAACAACCAGCAGCGUUGAUGAUUACUGUGCCGGGGCCUAUUCCAUAUGAGAGUGAGAAGGCCAUCCCUUGGUAUUAUGGUUCAGACGUAUAUUACUAUGGCACGAAGGAGGAAGGCGAGCCAUCUAAAGAGAAGCUUGUUGAGGCCUCAGUUGCAAACACUGAUAAUUUCGCCGGUACUGGUAGGAUCACUCGCAGUGGUAGGGUGUUCUCCCCUCAGCUUGUUCAAAACAAUGCAGAUGCUUUGGCUAAGGCCAAAGGAAAACAAGUAGUGACCGAUGUCCAGAAUUCUCCGAUUCAGAGCGGGGCACCUGAUAGUGCUGUGUCUUCCAAGGAUGGGAAGACUCUGUCCCGUGUUCUGGUCGAUACUGGGUCUUCUCUAAACGUGCUUCCCAAAUCAGCCCUAAUGAGAAUUGACUAUGCUGGUGUGGAGUUAAGGCCUAGUGAGUUGGUGGUGCGCGCCUUUGACGGUUCAAGGAGGUCUGUGUUCGGAGAGGUAGAUCUACCAAUUCAGAUCGAAGGUGAAAUACAUGAGACUCCGUUUCAAGCGUUUGAAGCUGUGAAUGCUGUGAGAACUCCUCCUUAUGAGAUAAUGAAGCCAGAAACGAUUAUGUCCUCUUUGAAAGAUGCUCAGAUUGUUGUUGAGACUGGAAGAGUGGAAGGCUGGGGGCAAGUUAUAGCUACAAGAAGUGUCGCAGCCGAAUUGCGUCUGAACCGUAGCAAGCCAAUCGGAGAAGAAGAACAGUGCAGGCGCGCAUUUUGGAUUCAAGUUAUUUUGGUUUUUAAUAUAUAUCUUGUGUUGGCAGCCUAUGAACAACAAGUGAAGAUGGCGCACGUGCCAUCUAGGUAA